AUGCGCCUCUCCACCCUCUCCCUCGGCGCGAGCCUCUCUAGCGCGGCCGUCGCUGCGAGUGCUGUGGACGACUACCUCGCCAUCUUUGAGCACGCGACAAUCACCAGUCCCGCCGGCGGCAUCGUCGACUUCUCCGGGCCCUUCAACAUCACCUGGUCCACCCCGUCCAACGCGUCGUCACCCACCGACUCGCGCUUUCGCGACCUCACCAAGGGGGCCUCCUUCUGGUUUUCAUACAACUACGAAAACAUCACAGGCUAUGACCCCUCCCUCCCCUCCGACAACACAACCAACAUUCUGAUCGACGAGGUGGCUGACUUUGACCCCUCCAACAACUUCUACGAGUGGGAGGACCCGGCGGACGCCGUCAAGUCGACGCGCGAAUCGCUCGAGGAAAAGGCGCGGUUCAUGAAGCUGAGCGACCUGCCCGGCGGCGCGCGCUGGUCCGUCACCAUCUCCUUUUCCGUCGACAACGGCACGGCGGAGGAGGAGGGUGCCGAGUACUUUGUCAAGCGCGACUCGUCCAUGUUCGACAUUGAGGGCGUGGACGGGUACGAGCCUGACCAGGAGGGCAUCGAGUGGGGGAGCGCGGCUGUCGCGCUGAGGCCGGUGGGGAUGCUUGCCGGUGCUGCUGUUGCCGCGGCCGCGAUGCUACUGCUCUAA
Messenger RNA from Emericellopsis atlantica, 663 nucleotides. RefSeq lists its product as uncharacterized. The record is from RefSeq and is a predicted model, not a curated record. The transcript has a single exon. Bases 1 to 663 code for a protein of 220 amino acids. NCBI's taxonomy places the organism in Eukaryota, Fungi, Ascomycota, Sordariomycetes, Hypocreales, Bionectriaceae.